AUGGCUUCCCGAGUUGGUGAAGGCCAGGAGCCACAGCAGAGAGAGGAAAAGUCCGAGUUGGGGAAGGCUCACUUCUUUUGGAGGAAGGACCCCGCCCCCGGCCGCCCUCAUUGGGCGCUCCGCCCGCCGGCCUCCUUCAUUGGACGCUCCCGCCCCGCCCCCGCGCAGUGUCCAGCUUUCGCCCCGCCCCCUCAUUCCGCCCUCUGCUGCCACUGCCACUGGGAAAGACUUCUUUGCCACUGCCGGGUCCGGCCUGGUCGGGCCAGGUGCUGCCGGUCCCUGCCCAGUCCAGUCGGGUCCGCAGCGAGCGGUCCUUCGCUAUGGACACGGUAUCAAUCAGCCACUGUAGCCGGGGUCUUCGUGUCCCCGGGGUCCCCCGAGCUGCUGAAGCGCCUGUCGAAGCUGUACUCGGCCUUUGUAGCCCUGCUACUGAAGCUGGUUGCAGUGUUACCUGAGAAUCUCCAGCCCGGGCCUGGAGACUUUUAUGGGCUCCCCUGGGAGCCUGUAUUGCUCACUACCUGUGUUGGAAUCCUUAUGCUUGUGAUUUUCUUGUGGAGGAAUGUUUUUCCAAUAAAGGAGAGAAUAUACCAGGUCACCGAACAGCAGAUUGCCGAAAAGGUGAAGACUACCACAAAGGACAAUGCACAACUUGCAGAAAAAUUGUCAAGUUAUGAAAAGAAGAUCAAUAAAUCGCAGAGGCUUCUUCAGGAGACCAAGAAUCAGAAUAGGAUUCUCUCUGAGGAAGCAAUUAAAUACAAGGAUAAAAUCAAGGUGCUUGAAGGAAGCAAGGAAUUUCUGGAUGAUACGGCCCGAACUCUUGGUGAUAUGUUAGAAUGUGAGCGGAAAUGCAACAUGAAAAAUCAGGAUUUGGUCCUGGAAAAUGAGAAAUCUGUGGAGAAGCUAAAGGAGGUUAUUUCAAUGAAUGCUUCAGAAUUUUCCAAGCUUCAGGUCGCCCUGAAUGAAGGCAAGUUGAGUGAGGAGAAGGUGAAGUCUGAGUGCCACCAGGUUCAGGAAGAAAACACAAGGCUGAAGAAGAGGAAACUAGAGCAGGAAGUUGAAGACCAGAAGAAGCUGAACGCUAAACUCAGCCAGCGAAUCAGGUCGUUGGAAAAGUCUCAGAGGGAUCUGGAAGCCACUCUCCAUGAUAAGGAUGAUUGCAUUGGUGCUCUGAACAACUGCAUCAUGCAGCUGAACCGGUUGGAGGAGAGGGGAUCGGAAUCUGAGGGUCGAGGUCCAGGCAGAUGUGAGCCAGGUGAAUUAGCCAAAGGAGAAGUGGGAGGUGGGGAAAAUAAGAAGGCUCACAUUCACCAGCUGAUGGAUGUCUCCCAGACACAUCCCGCAAUAUCCGUAUUUCAGAAUGAUCUCCAACUCCUGCAGUAGAAGCUGAGAGCCUCCCUGUCUGCCAAAUGUGAUCUGGAAGACCAGAUCGUGAAGCUAGGUGAGGACUGCGGCAGGCUGCAGGCAGACAAGGCCCGGCUGGAGGAGGAGUUUAGCAUGCUGCAGCAGAAGGUGGAGGUCCUGAAGGAGCUGUCCCACCAGAAGGAGCUGGAGCUGCAGAAGUGGCCUCCAGGCCCGCUCGGCGCCCGAGCGUAUUUCAUUUCGGAUCCGCGAAUGCCACCACCACCCGCUGGACUCCAGGACUACCGACCACGACCUGCCGAGCCCCAGGACAACCCACUGCUGCCUGCCGGGCCCCAGGACAACCCACCAGUGCCUGCCGGGCCCCAGAACAACCCACCUAUGCCUGCCGGGCCCGAGGACAACCCACCACUGCCUGCGGGGCCCCAGGAUUACCCACCGCCGCCUGCCGGGCCCCAGAAGUACACACCGCCAACUGCCGGGCCCCAGAAAUACCCACCGCCACCUGCCGGGCCCCAGGAGUACCCACCGCCCCCUGCCGGGCCCCAGAAAUACCCACUGCCACCUGCCGGGCCCCAGGACUACCCACCGACGCCUGCCGGGUGCCAGGCCUACCCACCACCACGUGCCAGGUGCCAGCACUACCCACCAUCGCCUGCCAGGCCCCAGGACUACCAACCACCACGUGCCGGGUGCCAGGCCUACCCACCACCACGACUACCCACCAUUGCCUGCCAGGCACCAGGCCUACCCACCACCACGCGCCAGGCGCGAGCACUACCCACCAGCGCCUGCCAGGCCCCAGGACUACCAACCACCACGUGCCGGGUGCCAGGACUACCCACCGCCGCCUGCCGGGACUACCAACCACCAUGUGUCGGGCCCCAGGACUACCCACCGCCGCAUGCUGGGCCCCAGGACUGCCCACCGCCGCCUGCCAGAUCCCGGCCCUGGCCCAUGGCCAACAGCAGCUCCCGCGACUCCUCCCCAGCGAAGGACAUGGACAACGCCAAGACCCCUUGCAAUGAUCGGGAUGAGGUGGGCGUGGGCUCUUGUGGGAGUGGGAAGCCGGUUCCAGGGCCCCCUGAAUCCGACCCCGGGCAGCCCAGGCUGCUGUGCCUCCUGGUCCUGAGGCUGCUGCCUUGGCAGCCUUCGCACCGCAUGGGGCCGCCUGCAAUGCUACUCCUGGACCCUGGGAGCCCUUGUGUCACCCCUGUAGGGCCCAGGGCCACGCUCAUGCUGGCAAGAGUGCAGCGAGCUGGCGCAGCGCCCUACUGGCACCUCUGGAGCUCAUCUCCGCACGCGAGUGCAGACAGCAUGGUGACCAUGCUCGCUGCGUGGCAUGCUGCUCACGAGGGCCCGGUGAGCAUGGCCGUGAAGGGGCCCCCAGCCCAUCCAGGGCCCCCAUUCCUGGGAGGCCCCAUGCUGCCCCACGUGGGCUAUGGGUCGCCUCCGCCACCAUUGCUCUGCAGGCCCUUCGGGCCUCGGCCGAUGUCUCCUAGGCAACCACCAAUAUUCGUUGCACGCAUGGGCCCACCACUGGGCUUAAGAGACUAUGCGCCCGGCAUGCUGCCUGGACGCCACGACCUGCCGCUACAUCCUGAGUACUUGCCGGGACCUGUGCCAUUCAGGCCUCCAGGCCCGCUCGGCGCCCGAGCGUAUUUCAUUUCGGAUCCGCGAAUGCCACCACCACCCGCUGGACUCCAAGACUACCUACCACCGCCUGCCGGGCCCCAGGACUACUCACCUCCACCUGUCGGGUGCCAGGCCUACCCACCACCACGUGCCGGACCUCAGGACUAUGCACCGCCGCCUGCCAGGUCCCAGGAGUACCAACUGCCACAAGUUGGGCCCCAGGACAACCCACAACACCGCUCCAACAUUAACCACCGCUGCCUGCCGGGCCCCAGGACUACCCACCACUGCCUGCUGGACCCCAAACUACCCACCGACACCUGCAGGGCCCCAGGACUGCCCACUGCCACCUGCUGGGCCCCAGGACGACCCACCACCACCUGCCAGGCCCAAGGGCUACCCACGACCAUCUGCCGGGGCCCAUGA
Cavia porcellus (domestic guinea pig) is the source of this 3420-nucleotide messenger RNA. RefSeq names its product transport and Golgi organization protein 1 homolog. Gene Ontology annotation, cellular component: endoplasmic reticulum exit site; endoplasmic reticulum membrane. The record is from RefSeq and is a predicted model, not a curated record. Lineage: Eukaryota; Metazoa; Chordata; Mammalia; Rodentia; Caviidae. Gene Ontology annotation, biological process: endoplasmic reticulum to Golgi vesicle-mediated transport; protein secretion; vesicle cargo loading.